Molecule: messenger RNA, 946 nt
Organism: Rosa rugosa (rugosa rose)
Lineage: Eukaryota; Viridiplantae; Streptophyta; Magnoliopsida; Rosales; Rosaceae
Product: NAD(P)H-quinone oxidoreductase subunit U, chloroplastic
Exons: 5
Coding region: 73-741 (222 amino acids)
Cellular component (GO): NAD(P)H dehydrogenase complex (plastoquinone); chloroplast thylakoid membrane; chloroplast
Source: RefSeq, a predicted model, not a curated record
CAAAGCCGACCCUAUCUAGCUCCCACCAAAACAAAAACUCAACCGGAGACCAUUGUCAAACACCAAAGUAGAAUGCCAAUGGCUGUGUCCUCUUCCACUUCUACAGUAUAUAUUGCCCAGAAAAGCUUUCCUAUACCAACUCCAAAAGAUGGUUUUGCGUUCUCAAACUCCAUGGCCAUCAGGUUUGCGCCAAAACCGCGCAGGUUUUGCAUUAGAAGCUCAAGUGAUGUAUCGGCUGCAGAGACUGCAUCUGCUACUGAGAAUGAUGAAAGUUCCAUCGAAGUUCCGAAAGAACCGCCUUCACUGAUUUCUGCCCUUAAUGUCGAACGAGCUCUUCGUGGCAUACCAAUUACAGAUGUGAAUCACUAUGGUAGGCUCGGACUUCAAAGAGGAUGCACCUCCGACCAGAUUUUAGCUGCAUAUAAAACCAAGCUUGACGAGCUAAAGAGCCAGGAAUUAGAGGAGGAGGAGCUAAACAAGAAAUUGGAACCUUUAAAAGAGUCCUACACAAUAUUAUCGUCCGCGGAUGAGAAAAGAUUAUAUGAUUGGAGCCUAGGCAGGAGUGCAAAGCCAGAUACCUAUCUUUGGCCUUUUGAGGUUGAGACAACGAGAGCAACGCCGGAUACCCCCCCACCAGUAAUGGAACCUGAAGACUUCGGGCCGACAAGAUUGGUGGGAUACAUCGGGUUGGGAUGGAUAAUAGUGUCCUUCAUAUUAUCCAUAGCCCUUAAUCGAGGAUAGAUUUGUUCUCCGUUGCAACUUGCAUAUUUUCUAUCUAGCUUCUUGAAACAGCCACUUGGUGAAAAUUGUAGUGCUGGGCUGCAUUGUAUUGGUGCAGCAACCAAAAUUAUCGCACCAGUUUGGUGUUUUAGAAGAAGAAUGACAUGUAUCUACCUGUAAAAUGGAAAAGUAAAAAGAAAAUCAAUUAGCAAGUAAAUUGUUUUAA